CUAGACUAGAGAAGAAAUCUUAAUUUUAUCGCUGGCAUAUUUUGUUGUGGAUAGUCUAGGACUAGGAUAAUGAGUGUUUUUGCAGCAAUUUUAGAUAACACGGGCAUUGAGUUGGUGUGCAAACAAACCCUUACAAUUUCAAACUUUUGCCUGGAGGAUAAUACCAAUGGAGAAUUUACAACACUGUUUCUGAAAUUUGGAGAGCAAGCUUUUGCAAUUUGUCAUUUUAAUGAACAUCAUUUAAACUUACAUACAAAGCUGAGAUUCUCAAAAGGAGAAAAAUUAUGUCUGUUUACAAGUGGACCAGGAAAAAUUCAUGCCAUUGGCAAUUAUAAAGAAAAAAUUGAUGAAGAUGAUGGAGAAAUUCCUGAUGGUAUUGAGGAAGAUGACGAGGAGAAAAGAAAUGGCCAUAUGGGCUGACCUGACAACAACUGAAUAGUUUAAAACAAGUUUAUGAUUUUUAAUAAA
Molecule: messenger RNA, 468 nt
Organism: Physella acuta
Lineage: Eukaryota; Metazoa; Mollusca; Gastropoda; Physidae
Source: RefSeq, a predicted model, not a curated record